CACGCCAACGACAUCUUAUAAGAUCGGGCACAUGCGCCGCCGCCAAGAAAACCCUAGCUAGCGCCAAAAGAAAAGAAAAAAGUAAGCCCUAGCUUGCACGCGCGCCGUAACGCACCAUGGCGCCAUGUCCUGCUCCUACCUCCGGCAAGGUGCUGCUACCGCUCGCGAGCGGGACGGAGCCGAUGGACGAUGACGUGCUCCGCUGCGCCUCCGAUCCCAACUGUGGCGUCAAGCCUCUCCUCUCCAGCGUUGAUUUGGAACUAAUCACAUUCCCGAUGCAGAUCUUUGUUAAGACCCUCACUGGCGGAACCAUCACUAUUGAUGUCAAGAGUUCAGAUACUAUGAAGAAGGUGAAGAAUAAGAUCCAUGACAAGGAGGGCAUCCCUCCAGACCAGCAGCGUCUCACAUUUGGUGGCAAGCAGCUGGAGGAUGGCUGCACCUUGGCCCAAAACGACAUCCAAAAGGAGUCUACCCUUCUUCUUGCCCUCCGUGGAGUGCUGGAGAUUUCUGUGGAGACCCUCAGCGGCAAGGUGGUCAUCCUCCCGGUGGAGCCAUCAGAUACCAUCCGUGCUGUCAAGGCAAAGAUCCAGGUUCAACAUCAUCUUAUCUUCAAGGGGGAGGAAAUGGUGGACAGCUUCACUUUGGCUAAUUAUGGCAUCAGGGAUAUGUCUAUGUCCGGUUUUGAGUUUCAUUUCCACCUCCAAGAAAGGAUGAAAAUCUACAUCAACGCACUGGACAACCCUCUCUAUGUUAAGAGCUCGGAUACUAUUGACAGUAUCAAGAUGAGGAUUAACGAUGAGUAUGGUAUUCAUCCAGGCCAGCAACGCCUCAUGUUCAAAAAGAUGGCGAUGAUAUUGAGAGUUGAUCCGCACUCAACCUUACAGGGCAGCCGUAUUUUGGCCUAUUAUAACAUCCAGAAUGGAGCCACUCUCGACCUUGUCAUCUGUCUCAGACCCAGACAAAUGCAGAUCUUCGUCAAGAAUUUGAUAUGGAAAACCUUGACGCUGCAGGUUGAGAGCUCGGAUACCAUUCACAGUGUCAAGGAGAAGAUUGAGCAAGUGGAACGUAUUGACCCGGCAAGGCAACGCCUCAUCUAUUGCGGGCGGCAGCUGGACGAUGGCCUUACACUAGCGGACUACAAGAUCGAGGCUGAAUCUACUCUUCGUCUUGGCCUCCGUCUCAGGUCAUGUUCAAAAUAUCCUGGCAACCAUGAGUAGAGUGUGUGUUAAUGAUUCUGAAGCGAUUUUCUGGGAUCAUCCUUUGGUCGUACUUCCACAUAUUAGUAGUUUAUUUUUAUUCAUGUAUCUAACAUGUGAAUGUUUCUACUCCUAGUAGUUUGGUUGCUUGCUUCACGCAACAUAG
Messenger RNA from Triticum aestivum (bread wheat), 1362 nucleotides. RefSeq names its product polyubiquitin 11-like. The record is from RefSeq and is a predicted model, not a curated record. Gene Ontology annotation, molecular function: protein binding. The transcript has 3 exons. NCBI's taxonomy places the organism in Eukaryota, Viridiplantae, Streptophyta, Magnoliopsida, Poales, Poaceae. The coding region runs from base 117 to 1217 and encodes 366 amino acids.